This is a messenger RNA of Saccoglossus kowalevskii, 1422 nucleotides long. RefSeq names its product anaphase-promoting complex subunit 2-like. The record is from RefSeq and is a predicted model, not a curated record. Lineage: Eukaryota; Metazoa; Hemichordata; Enteropneusta; Harrimaniidae. Gene Ontology annotation, biological process: metaphase/anaphase transition of mitotic cell cycle; protein K11-linked ubiquitination; ubiquitin-dependent protein catabolic process. Gene Ontology annotation, cellular component: anaphase-promoting complex. Gene Ontology annotation, molecular function: ubiquitin protein ligase binding.
AUGGCAUUUGACUGGCGGAGUUAUAUGGGUUCUGAAAUACAUGUAGCACCAGUGCAUUCUUUUCAUCAGAUCCAUAAAGAUGAAGACGAAGAUGAAAAAGAUGAUGAUAAUGAAGAGGAGAAGGAGGAUGGAGAUGAGAAUGAUGGACCUAGAUGUCCAGGAUGUAGUAAAGAUUGUGAAGAAUGCCAGUGUGAAGAAAUAUUAAAAACAUUUCAUCAAGUGAAUCAGCAGUUAUAUGAAUUAGGAUUACUGGAGAGAGUCUCGUCAGAAGCUGUUACGUCUAUAAUUCAAAGCAAAAUAGAACACCAUAUUAAACAUACUUGUAAAGGAGAAUUUGAAUCAUCAUUUAUAGAACCAUUAGAAAAGUGCGAACCAGUCAGGAAAUAUCUCAGAACUCGUGAAGACACAGUUCGUUGUAUUGUAUCCAGUCUAACUGACGACGGCAGCAGUGAAUUAGCCGAUGAGUUGGUCAAAGGAGAACCGCUCUUAAUGGAUGAGAAUUAUUACAGCGAUGAAGAAAAUGGAGAUCCUGAAACGUGGCAACCUGAUCCAAUUGAUGCUGAUCCAGCAAAAACAUCUAAAAGUCGUCGCUCCUCAGACAUCAUCAGUAUGCUUGUUAACAUAUAUGGUAGUCGCGAACUUUUUGUCAAUGAAUAUCGAACGCUGCUUGCCGAUAGAAUUCUGUCCAGUUUUAAUUACGACACUGCCCGUGAAAUUCGUUAUCUUGAACUGUUGAAACUUCGGUUCGGAGAAUCGCAACUACAUUACUGUGAAGUGAUGCUGAAAGACGUGGCGGAUUCCAAGAGGAUCAACACUCACAUCAAAGAAUUAAAAGAUAAGGAAGAAAAAGAAAAAACGGAGAAAAAUGUGGACUUGAACACCAUGAUUCUAUCAGCCCAGUUCUGGCCAUCAUUCCGGGAAGAGAAACUAGAUUAUAAAAUGCUGUUGUCCCAGAAACUUCUUUUAAAUACAUGGACAAUAAACGAGCUAAGUAGUGUGAUGAAAGUACCUGUAACUGCACUGAGACGUAAAAUGGCUUUUUGGCAAAGUCAGGGAGUACUCAAAGAGCAGUCAACAGAUACAUUUGUAUUGAUUGAAGAAAGACCAGGUGGGCGUGGUAGCCAUGAGGUCAUGAUUAUUGACAGUGAUGAAGAGACUGAAUCUGCCAUGGCUUCUGCUCAGGAUCAAAGAGAAGAAGAAUUACAGGUAUUCUGGUCCUAUAUUGUUGGUAUGCUGACUAAUCUGGAGAGUUUGCCUUUAGAACGUAUUUACUCCAUGUUAAAGAUGUUUGCAAUUCAAGGACCAAUGUCUACUAUUGAGUGCAGUGAGGAAGAACUCAGACAUUUCCUGGACAGCAAAGUCAAAGAACAAAAACUGGUGUUUUCCGGCAGUGUCUACAGGCUACCAAAAGGAACCAGUUAA